Molecule: messenger RNA, 1509 nt
Organism: Stegastes partitus (bicolor damselfish)
Lineage: Eukaryota; Metazoa; Chordata; Actinopteri; Pomacentridae
Gene: edn1
Product: endothelin 1
Exons: 5
Coding region: 92-655 (187 amino acids)
Biological process (GO): intracellular calcium ion homeostasis; regulation of vasoconstriction; regulation of systemic arterial blood pressure by endothelin
Cellular component (GO): extracellular region
Molecular function (GO): hormone activity; endothelin A receptor binding; endothelin B receptor binding
Source: RefSeq, a predicted model, not a curated record
GGACAGCUGCUCAUUUAUUCACUUCUCAAGGAUUAUUAACACUUGUUUUGUUUUACAAGAGCCUGCAAAAGAAAAAAGAAAAAGAAAAAUAAUGGAUUUAUACAGUUUAAUUUCCGUGGUAUCAGUGAUGUGCUCCUGGAUUUUCUGCACAGCUCUGUCGGCACCGACCGCCUCCACCGGUAACCUGCGGCACCGUGUGCGGAACAAGCGCUGCUCCUGCGCAACUUUCCUGGACAAGGAGUGUGUGUACUUCUGCCACCUGGACAUUAUAUGGGUCAACACGCCCGAGCGCGUGGUCUCCUACGGACUGGGCAACGCGCCGCGGACGAGGCGCGCACUCGCGGACUCCAUGGCAACCAGCAGCAGCAGCAGCAGCAGCAGCGCGGCUCCGCGGUGCCGGUGUCUGCGGGAAAACGACGCCACAUGCGGGAGCUUCUGCGGGCUGGAAACCCUCCGCAGGUAUGAGACUCCGGUGAUCCGCUCCCCGGAGGGCAGCGCCGACGAGCCGCGGCGCACACAGCAGCUGGCAGCGGGCGGGAUUAAGAGGAGGAACAGUAACCGGGUGUCGCCUGCAGCGCUGAGGGCUGCACUGAAAACCCGCCUGCUGCUGGAGAAGUGGAGGGCGAGACUACGCCACAGGGCGAGAGCCUCCUAAACAACACCGAUCAGCUCCGCACCUUGUCACAGAAAGGUUUCAUAACCACGAGCCCUUCGAUCGUAUAGCCAGAGGGGACAUCUGUGCAGCGGGGAGCCACCGCAGAGCCCACCUGAGGCUACUCGAGUCCACCCGAGUCCACCUGAGGCUACCUGAGUCUACCUGAGUCCACCCGAGUCCACCUGAGGCCUGCAAACUUCCACGUUGGCUUCACGGCUGUGGCAGAGCUUUUACAACUCGACCGGGCUGCACUUCAAACAAGGUCUGGGACAAUACGAGGAGUUCAGGUGAAAGGAGAUAAGCUGAGCAGAGGACUUGGACACAAUCUGCAAAAUCAAGGACACUCAUUGAUCUUGACAGAUGUCAAGUUUCUCUUCUGGACUCAAAAAAAGAAGCACCACAAACAUUUCACAAACUUGAGGGGAAUUCAUAAAACUCCUUCCCUCAGAGAGUAAAAAUCCCCACCGUAUAUGGAAGAGGCUGCUCUACUGCUUGUAUUUCAAAUCACAGAUCAUCUGCCAGUAAAGUCAAAGGGAUGGUGUGCCUGGUGUCGCUGCUUUACUCAAGACCUGUUUCACUGACUGAAACCGUUCUGCUGCAUUUACACGACAGGUCGUCUCCUGUUCGUCAGCUGCUGGGAAGUUUUCCUCACUCAUCACAGAUUUCUGAGCAUUUAUCCUAAUUUAUGUUUUCACUCGAUGCGUGUGUUGUUGCUGAGCUCUAUUUAUUUAUUCUUUUUACACGUUGUAAUUUGAAGGCCAUAUUGGUCCGUGUCAUUUCUGUGAAAUGGUUUGUCGCUAAGCUGCCGAAUUCUGGCCAAACUUUAAUAAAUUUUUACACUUAUUUAAACCUAA